Messenger RNA from Guillardia theta CCMP2712, 1947 nucleotides. RefSeq lists its product as hypothetical. The coding region runs from base 1 to 1929 and encodes 642 amino acids. The transcript has 27 exons. Gene Ontology annotation, molecular function: alpha-1,4-glucan glucosyltransferase (UDP-glucose donor) activity. The record is from RefSeq and is a predicted model, not a curated record. Lineage: Eukaryota; Cryptophyceae; Pyrenomonadales; Geminigeraceae.
AUGUCGCAGAAGGCAAACUUGGCGUCUCCUCUGCGCCUCAAGGGAGGAUCGUCGUCGGUUGCUCUGCCAACAGGCCGUGGCAAGCUAGAGUCCAGUGAACAAGUUCCAGUUCCGCAGGCAUCUGAGGAGGAGAGCCAGUCGUCUGCUGGCAAGAAGUUUGUCAAUAAGUUUGCGUCUUCUCCCUUUGGAGGAGGAGGAGGAGGAGGAGGAGGCUUCAUGCCUGCUCGUACUGCUUCCUACUCCUGCCUGAACGAGCUCGUCCUCACGAAGCCGCACAAGGAGGGGGAGGAGGCGACGCUAUCGGAGGAGGCAGUGAAGCUCUUGGAGGAGAAGCUUGCAAAAGACUCCAAGUCAGCGGAGGGAGAGAUCGAGGUCGUUCCUGUGGAACAGAGGCUGAGCGUGGUUAUUGUCUCAUCUGAGGUUGCGCCUUUCUCCAAGUCCGGAGGCCUCGCGGAUGUUUGUGACAAGCUCGGAGUUGCACUUUCAAGGAUGGGGCACCGAGUGAUGACAGUUGCUCCUCUCUACUGGAGGUACGAGGGGAUCCAAGGGACCGGGAGCACGAGGGAGUUCAGAGUGUUCAACCAGAACCAUAGGGUCGAGUACUUCCACAAGUGGAGGGAGACGACUCCUGCCAAGGGAUCGGAGCCGAGCAAGGGGGUCGACCACGUGUUCGUUCAGAAUUCUUGCUAUGAGCGGUCGGGGAUGUAUGGACAUCAUGACGACCUGAUGCGAUUCGCGCUCUUGUCCUGGGCUGCCCUCGAAGCUCCGUUUGCCGUCGAUUGUGGAGGAGCCGUUUACGGAGACAACGUUGUUUUCCUCAUCAAUGACUGGAUGGUCGGCCUAGUCCCCCUCAUCAUGACGUCUCAUUACCGCCGUUAUGGUUGCUACAACAGCGCAAGAACAAUCUUCGAUAUCCACAACAUGGGAUAUUGUGGAAACUUUCCUGUUUGCAAACCUGAGGACCUCGGUCUGCCUGACGGAGCUUACUUCGACAAGCUGUUUCAUGACAAUCAGAUCAAGCUGCUAAAAGGAGGCAUCGAACUCGCCGAUCGAGUAGUUACAGUCUCGCCAAGUUACUGCGAGGAGAUCGUGACAGUAGAAGGAGGAUGGGGCUUGCAUGAUAUCUGCAGGAGCAGAUUUCCUCAUCUGGACGGAGUGCUAAAUGGCAUUGAUAUUGACGAGUGGAAUCCGUCGACAGACAAGUUUUUGUCCUCGCAGUUUCAGGGUUAUGACAACUUCUUCUCCGUCGAUGAUAUGAAAGGCAAACAAGCGGCAAAGCUUCACCUUCAGAACAAACUUGGUCUCAGGNNGGAUCCCAAUGUUCCCAUCGUAGCUUUCAUCGGACGACUUGCCUAUCAGAAAGGCAUCGACGUGAUCGAGUCAAUCUUUGGCUGGCUCAUGAACGGCGACCCCAACGGCGUGACAGGCUACGUGCAGCUCAUUAUGAUGGGAACUGGAGACGAGAAAUAUGCCAACUUCCUGAGAAACGCUGAGAACAACAACAAAGGAAGAGUCGUUGGUUACGUUGGGUUCACGUCUGAGCUGGAGCACAAGAUCAUUGCAGGAGCAGACAUCCUUUUGAUGCCGUCGAGGUACGAACCAUGCGGACUUCCUCAGAUGUAUGCCCAGCGAUAUGGAACUGUGCCGGUGGUACACGCGACAGGAGGGCUGAAAGACUCUGUGCAGCAGUACGACCCCUUCCAGGGUACGGGGACAGGCUGGAAAUUCGACAGAUGUGACGCGGAGGGGGUCAAGUUCGGUCUUUGGCAUGCGCUCAACACCUACAAGAACCACAAGGAGGCAUGGCAAGAGCUGGUGAAACGCUGCAUGCAACAAGACUUCUCCUGGAAUCGCUCAGCAAAGAGGUACAUGGAGAUCUUCGGGUGGGCCAAGAUCGACCCUCCUUUCCAUCAACCUCAUCGAUUCUAAUGAACAUCUCGCCCCAUU